Molecule: messenger RNA, 2511 nt
Organism: Salvelinus namaycush (lake trout)
Lineage: Eukaryota; Metazoa; Chordata; Actinopteri; Salmoniformes; Salmonidae
Product: carcinoembryonic antigen-related cell adhesion molecule 5-like
Exons: 12
Coding region: 1-2511 (836 amino acids)
Biological process (GO): cell surface receptor signaling pathway
Molecular function (GO): transmembrane signaling receptor activity
Source: RefSeq, a predicted model, not a curated record
AUGCACAUCUAUGAUGGCAAAGGGAUCUUUCAAGUAAGCAAAGGAAAGGCAAAGGCUGUUCUGACCAUAUACCCCACAUCCUCCCAGAUAUUCAGUGGAGAGUCUGUCACUCUCAGAUGUAACAUACAGAGGGGAGAAGUCACUGACUGGGAAUACACAUGGCGCAAGGAUGUUGUAGACACAAUCAAUAGGAAUCAUGAAUAUGAGAUCAGUGAGGUUAAGAUUUCAGACAAUGGUGACUACAGGUGUCUGGGUAAACAUAUUGAUCAGAAGAAGCAUUCUGAGUGGAGUGAUGCAGUCAGACUAACGGUAACAGCUCUUCCUGAAACUACACUGACCGUAAAUCCAGACCCUGCAUACAAUGGAGAGACAGUAACUCUGACGUGUUCAGUGGGGUCUGACAGUGGCUGGAGCUUUACAUGGUACAAAGACCAAAAAAAAAAAGUUGUGACCUUGUCUGGCAAACACACUACAACAGGAGCCACCUUCACCAUCAGUAGAGCUGCUGAGUCUGACCAGGGUCUCUACUGGUGUCAGGGAGAGAUCCAGUCCAGAUCCAUAUCAUCAAUCAUCAGUGAUCCUGUCACUAUCACUGUGAAAUCUCUGCCCACGGCCUCAGUGAAAGCCUCUCCACGGGGUCCCCUCUAUUCUGGAGAGACAGUCACUCUGCAGUGUGACAUAUCAGACUACAGAGACUGGACGUACCGCUGGCACAGAGACAACCAUCUGCUUCCCAUUCCGACCAGUAAAACCACCACCAUCUCUCUCCCUGACCAGGCUGGUCAGUACCAGUGUGAGGGGACAAGGACAAGACGGCCCGAGAGGACAUAUCUCAGCUCAUCUCUCACCAUCGUUGUUGCUGCCCUGCCCAAAGCUACACUGACCAUAACACCAAACCCUGCAUACACUGGAGAGACAGUAACUCUGACGUGUUCAGUGGGGUCUGACAGUGGCUGGAGGUAUACAUGGUACAAAGACAACAGUAAGAAAGUAGUGACCUUGUCUGGCAGACACACUAUAACAGUAUUCACCUUCACAUUAAAAAGAGCUGCUGAGUCUGACCAGGGUCUCUACUGGUGUCAGGGAGAGAUCCAGUCCAGACCCAUAUCAUCAAUCAUCAGUGAUCCUGUCACUAUCACUGUGAAAGAGAGACCUGUGGCUGUUCUGACCCUCCAACCCAACUGGCCCCAGAUAUUCAGUGGAGAGACUGUCACUCUCAGUUGUGACAUUCAAGGGGGAGAAGAGAUUGAGUAUGUUUUUUAUAACAGUGGGAAGUCGGUCUACACCAAAACAGAGCCUGAGUACAGAAUCAGUCCUGCAAAGAAUGGUCUAUAUACCUGUGAAGGUCUUCAGAAAAGAAAUGGCUUAAAACACUCCCAGACAAGUAAUGCUAUACAAUUGACCGUGUUAGAUAAACCCCAAGCUGUCCUGAGUGUCUCUCCUCAGUGGCUGAACCCUGGAGACUCAGUUACUCUGAGCUGUGGGGUUAAAGAGUCAUCUACAGGCUGGAGGUUCUUCUGGUACCGAACUGUUCCCUACACAGCUGGGUUACUCUCCCUAUCGGACACGUCCUACUCAGUAGAGCUUCUAUCUGGCAAUGUGACUAGUGAAGACUCCUACACUCUGAUCCCUGCUGGUCCUAGUCACACAGGAGGAUAUGUGUGUAGAGCUGGGAGAGGAGACCCAGUCUAUGACACACUCUACAGUGAACCUCAGUUUCUCUGGUCAGGAGAUCUUCAACCAUCAGUGUCUCUCAAAAUAAGACCGAACAGAAUUCAACACUUUACAUCAAAGUCUCUCUCGCUAAGCUGUGAGGAGAAGAGGAACUCUACUGGAUGGAGACUGAAGAGAUACAGAGAGAAAGCAGGGGAGUCAGAGUGUGGCUCUAACUGGGGAUCAAUAGCAGGGUCCACAUGUACCAUCAGUUCCAUACGUAAAAAGGACAGUGGAGUGUACUGGUGUGAGUCUGGAUCAGGAGAGUACAGUAAUGCUGUCAACAUCACAGUGGAUGUUGGCACUCUGAUCCUGGAGAGCCCUCCCUAUCCCAUAACUGAGGGAGACUCUGUGACUCUGAGCUGUACAAAUAGAUAUCAGGAAACAAACCCGAACCCCAAGGUUGAUUUCUACAAAGAUGGAGUACUCAUCAGGAAUGAGACCACAUUAGAGAUGACCAUCCCUGCAGUUUCCAAGUCAGAUGAAGGCUUCUAUAAGUGUAAAUCUAAUGAAGGAGAAUCACCAGAGAGCUGGGUGACAGUGAGAGGUGUAACUCCUGGACCCUCUACAUCAGCCCUAGUAGGAGUGGUUGUGGGCCUGGUUGUUGCUGGUGUUCUACUGGCCAUUCUCCUGGUACUGCUGUGUCGAUAUAAAAAAGCCGGAGGCCCCCCCAGCCCCAGAGGACCAACCUGGACCCCCAACAGGACCAAGGAUCUACCCAGGGCCAGGCUCCUGAUGCUGGGUAUACACGUCUGCAGCAUGAUGCUGGUGCUGCUACUGCUGGACCAAGUGAUGUGA